Vavraia culicis subsp. floridensis is the source of this 2149-nucleotide messenger RNA. RefSeq lists its product as uncharacterized. The transcript has a single exon. Bases 1 to 2067 code for a protein of 688 amino acids. The record is from RefSeq and is a predicted model, not a curated record. Gene Ontology annotation, molecular function: GTP binding; GTPase activity. Lineage: Eukaryota; Fungi; Microsporidia; Pleistophoridae.
AUGCCACCGGAAUGUUUGCGAGUGCUACAAUUCACGUACAGCCCUUCGUUCCCAGGAGACUUCGCUGGUAUACUACACUGUAAAAAACAGUGCAAGAGCACUUAUGCAAUCUGUGCUCACUUCAUCGCGAACCUUUUGGUUUCAUGUUAUGUCGCUACGUGCCAAUCCCCUAUGAAUCUUUCGGGUGAAAGCUCAGAGUACGAUGAGUUCGGCAAUAAAAUCGAAAAAGAGAUGGUAAAUUCUUCCGAAACUACGUUUGAAUCUAUUUCUGACAGAAUUGACCUUUUAAAUAGCGAUGAACCGAUAUACAAGGAACUAAAAUCAAAGGUUUACGACAUAGGUGCCUUUGAGAACGACUACUUUGAUGCGAUCGCUGCAAUACCAGACAGAAUAUUUAAUGUUGUUGUUCUGGGGAGCAGCUCAAGCGGGAAAACAACUUUUAUCGAGCACUUUAAUACACGCGGUGCGUGCGACAGCACCGGAAAUGCGUGUAUCCGUACGCUUUACGAAAAGAAAUUUGGUAUCACCACACGAGUAUCACCUAGCACCAAUUUAUACAGCGAUUCACACGGUAGGUCAAAGAUAGUAACAUUUAUAGACACGCCCGGACACUGCGACUUCAUUCGAUUCAACACGGACUUGUUCAGGUGCACAGACAAUUUUGUUCUCACGGUGAGCAUCACAGAGCCUUAUUCCUUGUACUACGAUUAUAUGCUCAGGAAGAUGAGCGGCAACAUUAUUUUAGUGAUAACAAAGGUUGAUUUGGUCGUUGAUCGCGGUGCAGAGUUCAUAUUGGAGAGAAUAAAAUACUACGAAAGACCAAGUUUUUCACAUACUUUGUUGUCAUCAUCUAAGUUUAAAUUUAUAACAGACGAGUUAGGCAAGGAGAACAUUCGCACGAUUUGCGAGUGUUACGCACAGGGAGUGGUACAAGAAUCGCGAGAAUCAAAUUUUAUUGACAAGUUGGUGUACAAAUCUUUAGAAAAUAGCUACAGCUUGGGAUGUAUUUACUUCAACCGACAAUUGUACAGGCUGCAAAUAGGCAGUACAUUCGAGCAGUGCUCCUCUUCAUUUUUGGUUAAUAUAAGGCACAGUGUUGUUUCUCUGCGUAUGACAAAUCUCAACAUUCCGUUCUACGUAAGAUGUGAGCCACAUAAACCGGAUCAGAGGUUUCAGAAAUUCCCUGUAUCUGUGAUGAUAAAAGUGAAGCUGCUUCCGGUUGAAGAAACGCGGUGCAUAUUCGUCAACAGUCGCAUCAAACUCGUGCAGGCACCGGCGGGUGAAGAACUGGUGGUAAUUGAAGGUCCCGGUGAGCGCUAUCUCGACCAUAUGCUGUGGGAGAUUAGAAAUACUAUGAAUGUUGAUUUCACAGUUGUUUCUGUUUUUUGCACGUACUACGAAUCGUUAGAUUGGGGACAGGGAGCAAAUGUAGAGCAGAAAUGCACACAAAGGAGCAAAGCGCAGAACGGCGAUUCGCCAUCCACAAUUGUAUUAUCGCCGCAGGAAAAUAAAAAGAUAAGAUUAAAGCGGAUAUCAACAUUUGAAUGCUUUUACAGUGCGAAUAACAGUGUUUUACUCCGUGGAGAUAGGGAAAAUAGAAAGAAGCGGUGCAAAGUACUAGACCUGCUCUCCAGAGGUGUUGCAAACAUGGCCGGCAUCGUUAAUCUGAGCAUCGAGCUUGACGCAAACGAAGACGACCAGAAAAUUGCGAGAGAAAUAACAAGUAGCUUUGAGGCACACAGCAGAAUAAUUUACAUUUACACCUACAAAAUUCACGUGGUACUGAAGGAAACGCAUUUGGAAUCGUUUGAGCGCGUUGUUCAGCGCAGGAGAAUCAAGAAAAUACGAAGAACGUACGUAGGUGCACUGGAUGUCUAUCUCGUAGUGGGUACUGUCGAUGCGAUCGAAAGUUUGGGAAUUGAAAGCGAUUUAUCGUUGUGUGGACGUGGUGAGAUCAGAGUUAAUAUGUUAGCUCAUAGAUGUAUACAGCUAAGUGAGCGUAAAGCCAAGAGAGUGCUUAAAUUAACAGAGGAGCUAUUGAACGUAGAGAAUGGAGCUGAGAAAUAGGAAAUCUUAAAUUUGAUCAAACGAUUGAGAUGGUCGUGUUGGUGGCCGUUGACAACGAAUAAAUAAUUUUGUUCUUCUACCG